Anastrepha obliqua is the source of this 1654-nucleotide messenger RNA. It is a transcript of the gene CDK2AP1, whose product is annotated as hormone receptor 4. The transcript is spliced from 2 exons. Bases 263 to 1156 code for a protein of 297 amino acids. The record is from RefSeq and is a predicted model, not a curated record. Gene Ontology annotation, cellular component: cytoplasm; nucleus. NCBI's taxonomy places the organism in Eukaryota, Metazoa, Arthropoda, Insecta, Diptera, Tephritidae.
CUUAUUUUUCUCACUCGCUCACACAGAGAACAGUUACAUGUGCCUCUUCACAAAUUUUACGUUGGUUUUUUCACGCAAUUGCGUUUUCCUCCAACGUUCGUAACGAAAAUUCUCUGAAGUUAAGUAAAAAGAAAAAAGUACCUGCGUGGAAGGCAAACGAGAGCAACGAGAAGAAAAUUUUCAUUUUCCAAAUUUAAGGAGUUCGCAUUGUUUUCUUUUUGCAAAUUUGUAACCACACUUGCCACAAAGAGCUGCCAUCGAAAUGGAUAUCAUGGACAUACAAGCCGUAGAGUCCAAAUUGAGUGACGUCACGGUGACCCCAAUACCGCGUUCGCAAGUGCAAAAUUUUUAUAAUUAUCAGCAACAACGGGAACAGCGUGAGCAGCAACCUCAAAUACAAAUCUCUGCCAUACACCAUCCUCCUCGUGACCGCAGCGGCUGUGCAAGUUCCAGUUCUGUAAGUGCCAGCACGGUGUUUGACCUGCAUCACAGCGUGCUAGGAGGUAGCAGUAGCAAAAGCAGUGGCGGUCGUGACCUGUACAGUAAGCGUGAACGCGACUAUCAUCAGCAAUCGACAAGCACCUCGGCUGCGGCGGCAGUAGCUGCUCUUCAAUAUACACAGCAACUGCAGGCGCAAUUAGCUCUUCUUCAGCAGCAAUCAAAUACCAUCGCCUCCCCCGCCUCGACGCAACGCUCCAACAGCAGUAGCAGUGGCGCAUUGAACAAUGGUGGCGGCAAUACGUCUGCUGGAAGUGGGGGUGGCAUCGGUGUUGUUAAUGUUGGUAAUGGUGCCAUCAGUGUUGGUGCCGCGUUGGGUGCAAGCAGUAACGCUGCGUCAAUUCUUAGCGCUGCACAGUCACAACUGAAGUACCCACUAUCUACGUCGCCGGUUGUCAUAACUACACAAACAUCGGCAAAUAUAACAACUCCCAUGACUUCCACAGCCAAUUUGCCCACAGCGGGCACAUCGGCGGCUAGCAAUGGACUAAGUAAAUAUGCGCAGCUGUUGGCUGUGAUCGAGGAAAUGGGCCGUGAUAUAAGGCCAACAUAUACAGGAUCGCGCAGCUCGACUGAACGUUUAAAGCGUGGCAUUGUGCAUGCGCGUAUACUUGUACGUGAGUGCCUCAUGGAAACGGAGCGUUCAGCACGUCAAUGAGAUAUGGUUGUUUCUGACGGCGGGGCUGGAGUUGGAAUUGAAGAUGGUGGCAAUGGCAUGACUGGUGCUGCAGCUGCCGAUGGGGGUAGGGACAGUAAUGACGACUUUGGUAAAUAGUGGUUUAGUUAAUUAGGAUUUAGUUUAGUAUAAUGACGUUUUGCAGCACUUAUUUCGGCGCAAAUUGUUGCGACAAUUCAACAUUCUAUGUAUGCCAACAAAUAACUAAUUUCUGAUUUAACUUAAUUUUUUAAAGAUCGUCUACGUCUAUUAUUAAUGCAUGAACAUAAUUUUAAAUGAAUUUGUGAGAAUUGUGUAUUUUAAACCAAAAGAGCAAACAAGCCUUUACGCUUUGCAAAAGCGAACACUUUCAAUGUUUCAUUUCGAUUAUAAGUUUGUUUCUUUUAAUUAUUAUGCAAUAGUUCAAAUUCAAAUGAAUGUUUUAACUUAUAAUUUUAAAAUAAUUUAAAUAAAUUUUAACAAACAAUUUUAAUUUAAAAU